GCUCCCAGGCCACUCUCCCUAACUCAUCUAAGUUCCGGAAGCCUCUGCAAAUGCAGCUCCUGGGGCUGCUAUCUUAUUAAAAUGUCAACAUUUUCAUCUUCAUCUGCCUGGGACAACAUCAUAGAUCAUAUUUCUCUGAGCUCGAUAUGGAAUUGGCUACAAGCAACUCUGGGAGAGACUAGUGCACCUCAACAAACAAAUUUGGGUCUACUAGAUAAUUUUCCUCCGGCUGUGCAAGUUAUCCUGGGGAUUUUCUUUUUGAUUUUGUUGGCAGUAGGACUAUAUGCCUUAUGGAAACGAAGUAUUCGGUCAAUUCAGAAAAUAUUGUUGUUUGUAAUCACACUCUACAAACUUUACAAGAAGGGCUCAGAUUUUUUUCAGGCUUUGCUGGUCAACCCAGAAGGGAGUGGUCUCCCAGGUCAAGACAAUAAUAAUUUUUUCCUGUCCUUGGGUCUGCAAGAGAAAAUUUUGAAAAAACUUCAGACGGUGGAAAACAAAGUGAAGGACCUGGAGGGGAUGAUCAUAUCCCAAAAACCUUCCAUGAAGAAGGAUUGCUCCUCUGAGCCCUACUGCAGUUGCUCCGACUGCCAGAGUCCCUUGCUAACAUCUGGGUUUACUUCCACAUCUGAAAUGUGAUGGACUCCAAUCUUUUCCAGAAAAGCACUGUUUCCCUCAUGUGUGCAGUGGUGUGUCAAUAAAGAUAGAGAACUAUAUUGAAA
Pteropus alecto (black flying fox) is the source of this 719-nucleotide messenger RNA. RefSeq names its product transmembrane and coiled-coil domains 2 (gene TMCO2). Gene Ontology annotation, cellular component: nucleus. NCBI's taxonomy places the organism in Eukaryota, Metazoa, Chordata, Mammalia, Chiroptera, Pteropodidae. The coding region runs from base 82 to 636 and encodes 184 amino acids. The transcript is spliced from 2 exons. The record is from RefSeq and is a predicted model, not a curated record.